AUGCACAUUGACUGUGGAAAGCUCCUGCAUGACGAUAACGGUGAUUAUUCAAGGAAACUGACAGCAUCACGUCCCAAACUUUCCGACCAUGUCUAUCUGUCUAUGAGCUGCGAACACAUUCGCGCUCGAGUGCUUCCCCCAAAGCCACUUGAUCGAAUGAAAUUUGGAGUAGCGCACUUAAGAAUCGUAUACGAGGGUUACGAGUUCCUCGAGGAUGAACUGAGAUCAAGCUAUCAUCCACAGAAUAUCUUUUGCUACUCCAUCGAUUAUAAGGCGAAAAAAGACUUCACUGAGAGGGUAGAGGCACUUGCAGAAUGCCUUCCUAAUGUCAUAGCUCCUAAAGAGCGUUUUGUCAUUGGAAGACGUGGAAUUAAUGGAACUCGCGCACAUUACGAAUGCAUGAAAGCGGUGAUGGCGUAUAAAAGCUGGGGAUAUGCGAUGCUCAUGCAGAAUUACGACGUCAUGAUCAAAACAGUAUACGAAACCGUUGCUAUAUUAGCAGUAUUGGGAGGAGCAAACGAUGUGCACAUGGGAAAAUGCGAAAGUAAACGCUACAACCAGUCACUAAAGUGGGAUGUUCGCUCGCUGAGAUUUUACCGAGACGAGAAAGGAUUGACACCGUCUCAAUUAAACGCUUCACUGACAUUUGCGCGAGGAGCAGUACAUGCUUCGCUGUCACGUGCUGCAGUCGACUGGAUGGUGAACACAAUAGAUCUCAACAAAACAUUUGAACAGCUUGAUCUUAAUGUAUUGGGUGUUGAUGAGGUUCUUAUUCCAACGCUGCAAGCGAGUGAUAGUCUCAAUAUGCCCGGAAGAUUCACCGCACAGUGUGUGAAAAAAGGAGGCCGCAUUGGCUUUAUAACAAGAAUAGCAACCUGGUACCGGCGAGGACAAACUGAAAUGUCGCUCACAGAAAUAUCGUCAUUCCGUUUGUAUUUUUGGAGUAGAAGAUUUUGUCUGGCUCGCUAA
Molecule: messenger RNA, 969 nt
Organism: Cooperia oncophora
Lineage: Eukaryota; Metazoa; Nematoda; Chromadorea; Rhabditida; Trichostrongylidae
Source: the annotation of a GenBank genome assembly